AUAGUGAAACCCCUCCGGCUGCACAACAUACUGCUCUCUCUCUCUGUCUCACACACACACACACACACACUCCUACAGCUCUCACACACUAAUAUCUUCACCAUUCUUUUUUUACAAUGACAUUAGAAAACUAACAAACAAAGGAUGGAACCAAUAACCAAGUGGACUACAACUCAGGUUGUCAUUUGGAUGAGAGGACUGGAUGACAGUCUCCAGCAGUACAUCCAGAACUUUGAAAAGGAGAAGAUUGAUGGCCAGCAGCUAUUGAAGAUCUCCCACCAGGACCUGGAGGAGCUUGCCGUGCGCCGUGUUGGCCACCAGGAGCUCAUCCUAGAAGCUGUGGAUCUUCUCUGUGCUUUGAACUAUGGCAUCGAGACCGAAAAUCUGAAGACCCUAGUCGGCCGGAUGAGAGCGACUUCUAAUAACCUGCAGAACUGUGCUUCAGAGAGGAGGAGAAGCCCGUCGAAUGACAGCAGUAGUUCAAACAAACCACCCAACGAGUUCCUGACUGAGGUGGUGGAGCUUAUAGGAGCAGCUAAGGGUAUGCUGGCCUGGCUGGACAGGACACCGCUGACAGGCAUCAGUGACUUCAACUCUAUCAAGAACAGGAUCAUCCAGCUGUGUUUGGAGCUCACCACCACUGUGCAGAAGGACUGUGCUGUGUAUGAAAUGGAGGAGAAGAUACUAGAAGUAGCUCGAGUUUUAACCGGAGUCUGUGAGGCGACCAGGAGGACGACCUUUGACCCCCUGAAGAGUCGCACUACCUGUCUGGAGGAGGUCCACAUCACUGAUGUCAAACCAGAAGAAGGGCUAGGAAUGUACAUCAAGUCCACAUACGACGGGCUGCAUGUGAUCACUGGAACCACAGAAAAUUCUCCAGCAGACAGAACCCAGCACAUCCAUGCCGGAGACGAAGUGGUGCAGGUCAACCGGCAGACAGUGGUGGGCUGGCAUCUGAAGAACCUCGUUUCCAAAAUGAAGGAGAAUCCACAUAGUGUGAUGCUCACACUGAAGAAGAGACCUUCAGGUACAGGAAACUUCACUCCUGCUCCACUGAAGAACAUGCGCUGGAGACCUCCAGCUGUGCAGAGUGCUCCUCCUAGCCAGACUGCUCACUGUUCCAAUGUAGAAAGUUCAGCUAAGAAAGAGAAGCCAGCCAUUUUGGACCUGUACUUACCCCCACCUCCAGCUGUGCCCUACAUGCCACGAGAUGUAAAGGAUGGCACACGUUCACAGGUCAGAAUGAGGCAAAAAGCUCCUGAAUCCCCGAACUCCUCUCUAGACCGAGCUGCGAGACGACGCUCUAAUCUCAUAGACUACAUCAGCAAACCCAACAACUGCAUCUCUCCUCCAGAGCCCGCCAUUCCGCAGGCUCGACUCCGCCAGCGCACGCCCUCCAGAGGGAAGCCGCGGCCCAUGUCUAUGCCUGCAGACACGUGUGUGGGCCUGUCUGAUUCCCCCUGGGCUUUUGGAAGAAAAGGUGAAGAUGUCUUACGCAUGUACAUGAGUAAUGAGCGCAUUCCUCCCAUCACUGAAGAAGCGUGUUUUCCCGUGCCGUACCGGCCAGCCAGUGAGAAGCAACUCCUACGUGGGGUCGACCACAUCCGCGGCAGUCAGUGCUUCAUCAACGCCGACCUGCACAGCAGCGCCACCGUGCUGUACCGAGACACCACACACCGCAAGAGCCGGACCACACGUUCCUCCAAGAGAUCCUCAGAGCUUUCAGCUCUCAGCGCCUGGUUCGCUCGACUGAAGCUCUUCACACGUGGAGUUUGUCAAAUUUUUACUAGUUUCUUCUGUUUGUUAUUCAAAAUGAGCACUAACGUGUUUCUGGAAGCCAUUUUAUACACUACCUGGAAGCUUCACUUAUUCCACUGUUGGCUUCAGAGUUUGUUGUCCUCUGAUGUUAAUCCUGCAGAGCUGACAGACAUGCCGGUGUCAUUUCCACUACAAGACUUUCCCUCUGCAACUUGUCAUGGUGAUGCCGUGAUGAGUCGGAGGAAAGUCUCGGUGAAGGAGCUGGGACAGGUGGACUGUCAUGGCUGGCUUUACAAAAAGAGAGAGAGCCGAGCUUUCCUGAGGACCAAAUGGAAGAAAUACUGGGUCGUGUUGAAGGAAUGCUCUCUGUACUGGUACACAAGUGUGUUGGCUCUGAAAGCUGAAGGCUACAUCAACCUGAGAGGCUUCACUCUGGACCAGGCGCAUGAAUGCAAGAGGAAGUUUGCUAUAAAGGCCAGCCACCCGCAGGUCGUGACUCUCUUCUUUGCAGCCGAGAACUCACAAGAUAUGUACAAGUGGUUGAGUAAGUUAACUGCAGCCUCUAACAAGGAAGACCUUCCAGAAGUCAGUACUGCUGAGUGUUACAGUGAAGACAGUGAGGAUGAGGAUGAUGUUGAAGAAGCAGGAGCCCAGUACAAUGAGCAACUAACCACCAGCUCUGUCAAUGGCUGUCUUCCUCCACCACGCUCCAGCUCAUCCCCUUGCCAGGACAUGCUCCCCCUUGUGUCUCCGGUGUGUAACACCUCGGAGUGUGUGAGUUCAGACAGCGAAUCGUGGCUGGAGCUCAGCUCUGAGUCUCAGGGCCCGAUGAGUGUCAGCGAGCAUAGUGCCAUCGGCCGGCUUCAGGAUUACCAUGGCAAUGAACACCCACCAUCUGAUGAGCUAGAGAUGCUGUAUCUGCACCUCAAACAGGCCAACCUGUCCCCAUGCGGAGAGCUGCAACCUGUGACUAAGCGGGACUACAGAUCAUCAUUCAUCCGACGCUGCAAAAACGACAACAUCAACGAGAAGCUGCACCUGGUCCGAGCUCUCAACAGUACUUUAAAGGCCAAAGAAGCAGACCUCCUGGCUCUUGAGCAGGUUCUAGCAGAUUCAACAUUAGAUGGUAAUAAGUACAGACGGUGGAAGAGUGCAAAUGUUGUCCUGCUAGAAGAAAUCACCCAGAAAAUAAGGACAGUCGAGGUACAACCAAAUGCUCAUCCCGAACAGGGGCCAUCCUCCACACCGGUUGUGUUCGUAGAGACCAGCCUGUGAGCAUGUAUAGAAUAUAUAUAAUUUAGCUUGUUUUUCACUUUUAAUCAUAGUUUUUUGUUUAUUUAAUGAGCUUUUAAAUGUGUGUUAAGCAGGAAUGUUGUAAACUGUCAUCUAGAAACAUUUACCCUGUUGCACAAGCGGUUUUCACUAGAUGAUUGUAAAAUGCUUCUUAAGUUCAACCACCACUCUUUAUCGCACAGCUUGAAGUUAGACAUGAUACAGGCAUGAUUUAGAGUAUAAAAUGGAAAACCUUGCAGAUUUUUUUAAACUCAUUCAGACUUUGUCAAAUAUCAGUCUCAUUAACACAUUUGGACACUAACUUGUUGCUCUCUUUUUUUCAUUCUUUCAAAUUUUGAAGAAUGUUUCGAAUGAAAGCUACAGAAUUUAAACCAACAACUAGCAUCAAAUUACUAGUUUGAUUGUUUUAAUAUGUAUGUAUUUUCUGUAAAUAAAUCUCAAAUGUCUUCUAUGUCA
This is a messenger RNA of Tachysurus vachellii, 3507 nucleotides long. RefSeq names its product connector enhancer of kinase suppressor of ras 3-like. Gene Ontology annotation, biological process: regulation of signal transduction. Lineage: Eukaryota; Metazoa; Chordata; Actinopteri; Siluriformes; Bagridae. The record is from RefSeq and is a predicted model, not a curated record. Gene Ontology annotation, cellular component: cytoplasm; membrane. The transcript is spliced from 25 exons. The coding region runs from base 145 to 3033 and encodes 962 amino acids. Gene Ontology annotation, molecular function: protein binding.